UAGCGUGAAAGUUCGGUGCUAGGUCAACACGCAUACGGGCCAGCUAAGCGUAUCCCCUUCAGUCUUUACGCUGAAAUCCGUUGCGUCGCUGCGAAUCGAAACUUCCGCGAAACGGCUCGCCGACUCCUGUCUCCUUCCUCCCGUGAGCUGCAACUUCCGCCGGCGAGGUCAAUUAAUCGUCGCCACAUGCGCCUGAUACGGUGCCACCGAAAUUUCGAAAUCUGGCUGUUGUGAGAGUCGACACGGUGAGGGGGGAAACGGCGUUCGCCGCGGCGAAGAAUUCAUUCGCGCCGGAAACUUAAUACGGAUGCACCGUGUCGGAAAAUACAGACUUUUCAAUAAUCGUAAUAAGCUUGAUGCGGGCGCAUUGUGUCGGAAACUACAGACUUUUCAAUAAUCGUUGAGCUUGUGAAAUCCGUAUUAAGUGUCUGUCUUGUGGACGAGCUGUUCCCGUGUAUUUUGCUUUGUUAUCUUCGAUUUCGUUCGCUGGAUUUUUUAUUCUUUAGUUUUAGCCUUUAAGAUAAUAUGAAUCUAGAGGAGUAUCGGAAGCAUGGAAAAGAAAUGGUGGACUACAUCGCCGAUUAUUUGGCGAACAUCCGGUCCCGACGCGUCUAUCCAGCGGUUUCUCCGGGUUACCUGAGGAAUAUCCUGCCGUCGUCGGCACCGGUAAACGGCGAACCCUGGGACGACAUAUUCGCCGACAUCGAAAAGUGCAUCAUGCCUGGAGUGACCCACUGGCAGAGUCCGCACAUGCACGCUUACUUUCCCGCCUUAAAUUCGCCCGCUAGUCUAUUGGCUGAUAUGCUGGCCGACGCAAUCAAUUGUCUUGGAUUUACUUGGGCAUCGAGCCCCGCGUGCACGGAACUGGAGACCAUCGUAAUGAACUGGCUGGGCAAAAUGAUUGGCCUGCCAGAGGAAUUCUUGCAUCGUCCAGGAGGAUCCGGUGGUGGUGGCGUGAUACAAACCACCGCGUCGGAAGCCACUCUCGUUUGCUUACUCGCAGCAAGAACCCGAGCCAUUAGAGACGUGCAUCAAAAUGAACCGGACCGUCUACCAGCCGAAAUCAAUUCACGUCUUGUCGCGUACUGUUCCGACCAAGCUCAUUCGAGUGUUGAAAAGGCUGGUCUGAUAGGUCUGGUGCGAAUGAGAUACAUCGAAUCCGACGACGAACUCAGUAUGAGAGGGGAGGCUUUACUCGAAGCAAUAACGCGCGACAGAGCAGAGGGUCUGCUCCCAUUUUAUGUUUGCGCCACUCUGGGUACGACCGGUGCAUGUGCUUUUGACAACCUCACAGAAGUUGGGCAAGUGUGUGUAGAAAACGGACUUUGGCUGCACGUGGAUGCAGCCUACGCAGGCAGUGCAUUCGUGUGCCCCGAAUUCCGUGGUUGGCUUCAAGGAAUUGAAUAUGCCGAUUCGAUAGCAUUUAAUCCUAGCAAAUGGCUGAUGGUGCACUUCGAUUGCACCGCGAUGUGGGUGAAAAGCAGCCAAGCGCUUCACAGAACUUUCAACGUGGACCCGUUGUAUUUGAAGCAUGAAAAUUCAGGGCUUGCUAUCGAUUAUAUGCACUGGCAAAUCCCGUUGUCGAAGAGAUUUAGAGCCCUGAAACUGUGGUUCGUCAUUAGAAAUUACGGAAUCACCGGCCUUCAGAAACAUAUUCGCGAGGGCGUCAGGUUGGCACAAAAGUUCGAGGCACUAGUUUUAGCGGACGCACGCUUCGAAAUUCCGGCGCCGCGACACUUGGGGAUGGUUGUCUUCCGUCUUCGCGGUGAAAACACUUUAACGGAACGUUUGCUAAAGAAAAUGAACACCAGAGGUCGAGUACACUGUGUACCGGCAGCUUUACACGGAAAAUACGUAAUUAGAUUCACCGUCACCUCGACUAACACGACCAACGAGGAUAUAUUAAGGGACUGGGCAGAAAUACGGAACACGGCGAACGAAAUCCUAGGAGACACUGCGAAUUCUCCAGUACGAGCAAGAGUUCCACUCGCAGAAAGCUCAGAUACUCGGGAGAAGAACGAAAAUUUCGGUUCGAGCUUGUUACUGGCCAAUUCGCCGAUGUCACCGAAAAUAGUGAACGGCAGCUUCGCUGCGAUCUACGACACGGCGGACGUUUUCGAAGAAUGCACGAAAGCUUUCGGACAGUUGCGACUCGAAGCUAGAGAUAGUCCAGCUAUGCGACGUCGAAUUCGGGGAAUACUCAUGUCAGGGAAGCAAUUCUCCUUAGAUUCUCGCAUGGACUUGGUACAGGGCUACGCCUGCUGUCGCCCAGCUAUCGAAAUGUCCUCCGAGUUACCGCUGAAGGAAGACGAGGACUCUUGCACCGGCGAGACAGGAUCCGACGCGAACCAAUUCAAUAAUGAUGCUUCUGGCGAAAGCUCGGCGACCCAACAGGAUCUGUUGGACGAUCCGGCGUCGGAGAAAAAAUUGCGAAAACAAAACUCUAGAACUCGUCCGGAUCACGGCGCCGUGAACGGUUCCAUCAGGAUCGGCCUUCAAGAUUGCGCCAACGACUUAACGUCCAUGAUCAUGACAGAGGCCAAUCUGCCGAGGAGCGAGACCAUAGGCGCCAUUUGCCAUCGCUCGUUCACCGACGGUCUGUCGUCGAUGGAGGAAGACGGGGUUCCCGACGAAAAGAGAUUGAGCAACGAAGGGAACGAGGAUUUCUGCAGUAAAUGUGGCCACUGCAUGAAGAAGGAAGAGAAUUAGUCGAAUUCGCGUAACAAUUGGACAUCAGGCGGUUUGCGGUCGACUGCGUUCCUUCGUUUGUUUGAUGGGUUCGAUGUUGUUCACAUUACUUGUUGGAAAGAAUUGUUGGAAAGAAAGUAACCAGCUGCGAGAAUAAAUCUGA
Molecule: messenger RNA, 2851 nt
Organism: Nomia melanderi (Alkali bee)
Lineage: Eukaryota; Metazoa; Arthropoda; Insecta; Hymenoptera; Halictidae
Gene: Hdc
Product: histidine decarboxylase
Biological process (GO): L-histidine catabolic process; histamine biosynthetic process
Cellular component (GO): cytoplasm
Molecular function (GO): histidine decarboxylase activity; pyridoxal phosphate binding
Source: RefSeq, a predicted model, not a curated record